ACCUCCCCCUAUAACAGAGACUGUGUGUCAUGAGUAUCAUCAUCCUUUACUUGGAUCAGAUUAUCAAACUCUAUCCAGUAUAAAUGCUGAGUAAUAUGGUUAUGGGACAACUUUCUCCGAAGAUAUCUCGUAUUUCAACUGACAUUGUUGUGAAUGAAGGAAGCAAUGUUACACUUAUUUGCUUGGCCACUGGGAAACCAGAGCCUUCCAUUUCUUGGAGACAUAUCUCUCCAUCAGCAAAACCAUUUGAAAAUGGACAAUAUCUGGACAUUUAUGGAAUUACAAGAGACCAGGCUGGGGAAUAUGAGUGCAGUGCAGAAAAUGAUGCCUCAGUCCCAGAUGUGAAAAAAGUAAAAGUCACAGUAAACUUCGCCCCUACAAUUCAGGAACUUAAAUCCAGUGGUGUGAUGCUAGGAGGUAAUGGACUGAUAAGAUGUGAAAGUGCAGGAGUUCCUGCUCCAGUCUUUGAGUGGUACAAAGGAGAGAGAAAACUGAUCAAUGGUAAACAUGGAAUUACUAUUAAAAACUAUAGUACAAGAUCACUUCUCACUGUCACCAAUGUAACAGAGGAGCAUUUCGGCAACUACACAUGUGUCGCUGCCAACAAGCUGGGAGUGACCAAUGCCAGCCUGCCUCUCAACCCUCCAAGUACAGCCCAGUAUGGAAUUACCGGUGGUGCUGAAGUUCUGUUCUCCUGCUGGUACCUUGUGUUGACACUAUCCUCUUUCACCAGCAUAUUCUACCUGAAGAACAUCAUUCUACAAUAAAUAUAAAGAACCAUGAAAGGCUUUUAAGGAUUCUCUGAAAGUGCUGAUGACUGGAGCCAAUCUGGUAGAGUUUGUUAAAAGCAGCGUGGGAUAUAAUCAGCAGUGCUUACAUGGGGAUGAUCGCCUUCUGUAGAAUUGCUCAUUAUGUAAAUACUUUAAUUCUACUCCUUUUUUUGAUUAGCUGCAUUACCUUGUGAAGCAGUACACAUUGUCCUUUUUUAAGACGUGAAAGCUCUGAAAUUACUUUUAGAGGAUAUUAAUUGUGAUUUCAUGUUUGUAAUCUACAAGUUUUCAAAAGCAUUCAGUCAUGGUCUGCUGGGUUGCAGACUGUAGUUUACAAAAAAAAUUAUUGCAGUGAAAAUGUGAUUCUUUAAGGCUGCAAUACAAGUAUUCAGUUCCCUCUUUAAAUAUGAUUCUAUCCACAUUUAUUCAGAAGCAUUUUUAUUUUAAAAAAUCAAAUAAUAUUGCCUUCAAAACAUUUCUUCAAAAUAUAACACAUAUCUAGAUUUUCUUCUAGCAUGAUAUUCAGGUUUCAAGAAUGAGCCUUGUAAUAUGACUGCAUAAAGCGAUUCUGCUUCCCCACCCCGCCCUGUAUAUUCAGCAUAAGUGUGCCUCCAUAAAAUACUACUUUUCUCUUCCUCUCCAACAAUUCUGGAAUGUGUACUGGUAAAUGACAACAUGUAAAUUCAAGCAUACCUAAUCUCCAGUUGAGGACAAAGAUGCUAUUGGCUAAAAAGAAUACCUUCUCUUCCACCUCCAGUGGGGUAAUGGAACUGCUCCAAACUUUGCUCACAACAACUAGACUACAUGGUAUUUUUUAACCAGUCAAUCAAAAAUAGCACAGGUAUAUUUCCCUUAUUUUUUCCCUCUAGUGUAGUUAAUUUGUAGAUUUUGUUUGUAAAACAAGUUUUCCUGGUAUAAAAUACAGCACAACUCUCUUAAGAGACUUCUUGUGAAUGUAGCACUUUUCCCUUUCAUUGCUCUAAGUCAGAACUCUUAAAAGACUGUAUAUGUGAGGUGGUGACAGUCCUUUUUUUAUUAUUGGCCAGUACUACAUGAAUUGAUGUUCUUGCACUGGAGUUGUACUGAUCAGCUAACUUAGCAAUGAUACUUUCAUUGCAAAUGUUUUUAAAUCUCAGAUAGCUGAGAACAUAGGAAGCAUUGAACAUACAUUUAAUAUAGAUAUAGUUAAAAACAAGUGGCUCUAAUAACUAUAUUUUGGUGCACCUUACAAAUGCUGUCACAUUACAUCUUAAUUGCCAGAAUUUCAUUAAAGCACUGCUAAGAUGUAUGAAUAUCUUACCAUAACAAUUAAUUUCACCUUUCAUAAAUGACUCUUGCAGUCCCCACAUAUUGCAUUGAGUUCAAGAGAAGUUUUU
Messenger RNA from Mauremys reevesii (Reeves's turtle), 2146 nucleotides. RefSeq names its product neuronal growth regulator 1 (gene NEGR1). Bases 84 to 767 code for a protein of 227 amino acids. Gene Ontology annotation, molecular function: axon guidance receptor activity. NCBI's taxonomy places the organism in Eukaryota, Metazoa, Chordata, Testudines, Geoemydidae. The transcript is spliced from 6 exons. Gene Ontology annotation, cellular component: neuronal cell body; plasma membrane; axon. The record is from RefSeq and is a predicted model, not a curated record. Gene Ontology annotation, biological process: homophilic cell-cell adhesion; synapse organization.